Molecule: messenger RNA, 423 nt
Organism: Darwinula stevensoni
Lineage: Eukaryota; Metazoa; Arthropoda; Ostracoda; Podocopida; Darwinulidae
Source: the annotation of a GenBank genome assembly
AUGAUUAACGCAGGGACUGUAGAAUCGGACAUCUCGGAUACCAAUGCGAUCUACGAGCCCAUCCCAGAAUACGAAACCUUCGUGGUGAAGGACAACACGACGAGACCUACGGCGCUGAACUGCAACGAGAACCCCUCUCUGACCUACUCGGGUGCUUUCGUGUCUGGGAUCUUGCUAGAAAGGGAUGCGGUGCGAGGAAUCCGGUGCACCACUGGCAGUCGGGCGAUGGCCUUCCCCGUUCGUGUGGAUCUGGGAGUUAGCAGUGGAAUGGAUCUUUGCCUCUCCGAAGACGGCCACGGGGAUUGCAUCGUUUCUGCCUGCCCUCUCGGCUUCUUCGUCACUGGGCUUGCAAAAGAGAAUAAUCCUUCGGGCGAUGGAUCGUAUCGUCCCGCGCCGCCCAUCGUCCCAUCUGGCCGUAUUUAA